Tetranychus urticae (two-spotted spider mite) is the source of this 954-nucleotide messenger RNA. The record is from RefSeq and is a predicted model, not a curated record. Lineage: Eukaryota; Metazoa; Arthropoda; Arachnida; Trombidiformes; Tetranychidae.
CUUGAUAAAUAUAACUUCACUCUUCUCUCUGUAUCAUGAUUAGCUGUUAACCCAUAACUACUAUCAUCUUUUAUGAAUAAACAAGGUUAGCUCUACAUCGUACUGAAUAAGAAUAUCAAUUGAGUUUCAUUUACAGUUAAAAUACUUUGUGCUUGAUCAACUGAAGUCAAUUUCAAUCAUCAAAAUGGUCCUCGAACUGUACCAAUUACCCCUCUCUUCUCCUUGUCGACAAGUUUUGAUGGUUGGUAAAAUCCUUAACCUUCCUUUUGAGAUUAAAACGGUCCAUCUGAUGGAAGGCGAACACUUGAAACCCGAAUUUCUGAAGAUGAACCCUUUCCAUUGUAUCCCAACCUUGGUCGAUAAUGGAUUUGCUUUGUGGGAAAGUCGGGCAAUCAUGACUUAUUUGGUUAACAAGUAUGCACCAGAAAGUAGUCUUUAUCCCAAAGAUGUGAAAGCUCGUGCAACUGUAGAUCGAUGGCUUUACUGGGACGCUGGUUCACUCUACGCGAGCAUUUUUUCGUACUAUUGUCCUAUUGUAUGGCAGAAAGCCAAACCAGAUCCAGCAAAUAUAGCACCUUGCAUGGAUAAAAUUAAGCUUCUUGAUGAGGCCCUUGCAAAGACCAAGUUCUUGUGUGGAGACACCAUUACUUUGGCUGACCUUUCUUGUUUGGCUACCAUAACGACUGCUAAAGCUGUAGACCUUGAUAUCAGCGCAUUUAAAAACGUUGACCGUUGGUUGAAGGAACUGAAAUCGAACUAUGCUAGUUGGUGGAAAGAGUUGGUCAUCGACUAUGAUAAAAAUUUCAGAGAUUUCCUUCGAGAUUGUCUUGCUUAAAACUCUGUUUGCAUUGCAUCCUUAAUCACACCCGAGUCUGGCAAUCAUCAGGACGAUUCUUAAACAAUAUGAAAUUUAGUUUGAUUAUGAAUAAAUAAUAAAUUUAACUUCGAAUUGUA